Rhipicephalus microplus (southern cattle tick) is the source of this 623-nucleotide messenger RNA. RefSeq names its product protein KRTCAP2 homolog. Gene Ontology annotation, biological process: protein N-linked glycosylation. Lineage: Eukaryota; Metazoa; Arthropoda; Arachnida; Ixodida; Ixodidae. The record is from RefSeq and is a predicted model, not a curated record.
CCAAGCCUCUCGUCUUCCGACGCCGGUUUAGUUGUGUUUGUGCCACCGUGUCAUGCUGAUUCGAGUAGUUUCAAGUAAGAGAAUUUGCUAAAGCUCAGUUCUAGACCUCAACCGGCGGACUACAAGGCUUCUGUUUAAGCGCAAGAAGGACUCUCAAGGCGCAAAAAAUGGCGGUGUCUACAGGAACGUCAGCUGUGCUGUCAUCGUGCCUCUUCAUGUUGCUGUUCGCGGCUAUGCAAAUUUACAAAGCUCACCUGGCGUCCAGCCAACCGAUGACCAUCCUCGGCGGCUUCCUUGGAUCUGUGCUUUUUAUAUUAAUCCUCACUGCCGUUUCCAACUUGGAAAACCACUUCUUCGGGAAGAACUUCCAAACAAAGCUUAUCCCUGAAGUGCUCAUCUGCUUGGUGGUUGCCAUGGUGGCAUCUGGCCUGGUGCACCGAGUUUGUGUCACAACAUGCCUCAUCUUUUCUCUCGUGGCCCUCUACUACAUCUCAAGAUUAUCUAUCAAGGUUCAUGGAACUGGCGCAGCCCCGUUGACUGCAGCUACCCUCCCCAAAGGCAAGAGGGCCAAAUAGCUCAUCAAGUCACCACCUUCAAUAAAUGUGUGCUCACCCAUUUUCAAA